UAACAUCCUUUCUCUUCAGUGGAAACGGAAGUAAACAAUGACAAGGAACAAUUUUCACGUUAGCGUUUUUAUUUAGACGUUUAACAGCAUGGAACUCAAAAUAUGACUAGUUUAACUGCACAGCAUCACAUACAUACCCCAUGUAGUCUUUAAUUCGCGUUGGAGACAGGACUUGGUUGAUAGAUGUUAUCUAGGUUACGCUAGCUAGCGAACAAUGGCUAACUGUAUGGUUUUUAACGCUCAAAUAGCCUCCAUCAUGGAGGUGCUAGCGAAUGCAGCCGUGGCAGAGAUCUGUAAACUCGUAGACGACGACUAUGCAGUGUUUCGGUUGGAAAUAACUCAAAGCCAGAAAGAAAACAGGGCAUUGCGAAGGAAAUUACAGCUACUGGAACUGAAGGUGACACGGGAGCGCGUCUGCGCCAGUCGUCUCGGUAGUGUCAAGAUCCCUGACCGAUACAGAGGUAUGGCAAGAGGUGAAGGACAUCUCACUGGAGGCCACAAGAGCUUUGUGAAGCUAGCGGGCCACAAUACAUGGAGAGAUGACCAACCAAUCACUGUUGAUGAGGGGAGUGGAACCUCAACCCAGCACGUUAUUGUGAUAGAGUCUGCAGAGGCUGCAGGUCCUGGGGUCAAGCAGGAGAGGACUGAAGGAGAGGACCCACAACACAGCACAGACAUCCAGACUGGAGCAGCGGCUGGAGUGGCGCCCCUUGUAGCCACGGAAGAACUCUCAACUGCUUCCACCCUCCAGUCCAGGACCCGAUGCAGCAUUAAGGAGGCCAGUAGAACGCCCAACGCCAUCCUCAAGUCAGAGACCGUCACAGAAACACAAAGGCUCUUACAGGCAGGAUCUGAACACAGAUCAGACCCAGAGAGACUGGAGCUGGGGACACUGGGCUGUCCUGCUCUCGGCUCAGAAUAUUUACUAGACGGUAACCCAAGCCAGAGGACGGUUCAUUCCCAUCGGGACUCUGGUGAUGUGUUAGAAACUGGUAAUGAUCCGUCAUGUUCUUACACUACAGAGACGGACCCUGACAACAUGCCCUUGGGUUUAGAGACACAGACUGAUCUGUCUAGAGGGAACUGGAACCGGUACAGUAGUAGUGUAUACUCUGAAGGGUGCCAAGAUAAGAAAGGGGAGGUUAUAGUCGUAGAUAAAGUGAAAGUGGAGGGCGACGCUCCUCCCACAUGGAAUGUAGACGAGACUCACUUAGGAGAAGGACACUCACAAGGCAGAGAUUUUUUAGAUUACAGGGAAAGCUUAGAGACAAAUACAAAUAUCACGACCCACUCCCCUUUACACGCACUCAGGGAUCGUGAGCCCGUGUCCACGUCGAUGGGGCCAUCCGAUUCACACGGCCGCAUUCUUUUCCAUCAGGUAUUUAACUCAAACGACCAGACUAGAGCCCAGACUCAGGGAGGGGGAGCCACAUCAGGCAGUAGUAAAGAGAAACGGUUCCUCUGCAUGUUCUGUAGCAAAGGAUUCAGCUGCCCCCAGAAGGUGGAGAUCCACCAGAGGGUCCACACAGGGGUGAAACCCUUUAGCUGUACCCAGUGUCACAUGCGCUUCGCCCAGGCUUGCAACCUGAAAAGGCACCAGAGGGUCCACACAGGGGUGAAACCCUUCAGCUGUACCCAGUGUCACAUGCGCUUCUCCCACUCAUCAAGCCUGAAAAGGCACCAGACGGUCCACACAGGGGUGAAAUCCUACAGUUGCCCCCAGUGUGAGAAGAGGUUUUCCCACCAGCACCAGCUGAAGAUGCACCUGAAGGUCCACAUGGGAGAAAGGCAGUUUGUCUGUACGCAAGAGGUUCUCAGAAUGGAGCCUCCUCAGGAUACACCAGCAGAAAAACCAUUCCACAUAGACCAUAGACAUAGACCAGACAUUGGUAACAUAAGGCAAGCCAAGCAAUUUGAUAAAAUGGAGUAAAUCAGUGAACUUGCAUUUGGUUCGAAAUUGCAUUGGUUUUCCAUAAAUAGCUAUUUAUUCAUUGUGUUUUGUUUGGAGCGCUCCUGUCAAUGUUGAGUAUGGACGCUCACCUGAUUACACAUAGAAGUAGGCCUAGGCUACCUGGCCUGCACGCAAAUGUAUAAAUGUGCCUAUUUGGGGAUGUCUGAUAGUAUUUCUGAUUGUCUUAACUCACCACCACUAAAGAGCUGGGGAGCUUCUCAAAGUAAUUUUUUUCUUCUCCUCAAACAGCAAGUAGCCUAAACAAAGUCUGUUUUUACAUCCAUUGAGAAUGACAGUAGUUCCUCAAUAACCAGGUUUCCAUCCAACCCUUUUAUAUAAAUAAAGUACAUGUCAGAUCAAAAUAUUCACUACAGGCCUGAUGGAAACAGCAAGUUUGUCGGUCAACUUUCCAGAUUUCGACAAAUCAAAAUACACUAAACAACGUGGGAUCUUUGUGUCGGUAAAAUGAAUAAUGCGAGAAAUGGCGGUGAAAAUGCUUUUAUGCGCAAAUAUUGAUAUAAUAUUCAUCAUAUCGAAGUAAACUUGGAGGCACGCAAUUAUAUGUUGUGUGGUCCAGAUUAAAUAAAUUAGGAUGAACAGGGUGGUGCAAGUUCACGGUGAUGAGCUUGAUGCUCCCUUCCAAUAAAUAUUGAGGGUCUUAUUCUGGUGACAUAAUGAUUGAUGUUUGGCUGCCGUUUAACAGAAAAAUAAUCUUGCUCUUUUCUCCAUAAUAAUCUUAUCACGUAGACUAUAUACCCUCACUGUAUCUGCGUGGUGUUGGCUAGAGCCAACAGUAGAGUUGAAAAUAAGAUGGAAACCAAUUUAUCGGCACAUGGGAAUUGAACCGCAAAAGUCAUUUUUAUGUGCACUACCUCAUCACAUACAGCUUGUUAUCUGCAAAAAGAAAGGCUUUUUACUGUGUGUACGUAAAACUGGACACACCCCUCUGAUGGGAAAAUGUGCAUAUUGUUUUUAUGCAGAUUUUAGAAUAUUCACAUGAAAAUCUGUCGCCAAUUGGAUGGAAACCUAGCGAAUGUAUUUAAAAUCUUUCCAUCUCUCUCCCUUUCGAAAACAACCGAGCCUAGGCGUGACAGGGAAAAAUGUAAUGCUCUGAUCCAGUGAAAAUGGCAAAUACCUGAUUACUUCUUAUCCCUUGCGAAAAAGCUGUCUCUGUCCGGAACUCACUGGCGCGAGAAACUCUGAGGACCCAGAAUAGUUGUACAAUGCUGCAAGUUUGCAAGCUGGAGCUUCGGGCCGGACCCAGUUGAUAGUUGAUACAAUGUUUCAAGUUCUUUGCAGACAGGCGGAGUAGAGAGUUAAAUACAAUUGAAAGAACAUGAACAAACUGCUAUGCGUAGCCAAUGUGAUUUAUAGAAUAUUUAUUUUUAUCAGGAUAUUUUCUACCUUCAAUGUUUUUAUUUUUUGGCUUUAUGUAGGCUAUUUUUACCUAGUUGUCAUUAAUAGUUACUUGCAUUGGUAUACGUUCUUUAGCUGCCAAUGGCUCAAGGUGUAUCAUACAAUGUGUCCAUUACGCAGAGACAGGCGCUCUUGCAUUAGAUUCAUUUGAACUUUUAGAUCUGUAUCAUUUUCAUUUCGAUAGAAUUUAGAUUAACCACAUGACAAUGAUUUUAAUAUGUUAUUAUCCAUGAAAAUGUUCAUAUGAAAAUCAUAACUUGCACGUAGACCGGUAGCUCCAGGCGUGCUGUUUGUCAUGUGCCUUUUUCUCAGGAGUGGCUUCUGUCUGGCCACUCUCCCAAAAAGCUCAGAUUGGUUAAGUGCUGUAGAGAUUGUUGUCCUUCUGGCAGGUUCUCCCAUCUCAGCCAAGGACCUCGUUGACCAAGGUCCUUCUUGCCAGUUUGAUCGGACGGCCAGCUCUAGGCAGAGUCUGGAUUGUUUCGUAAUUUUUCAAUUUCCCAAUGAUGGAGAUCAUGCUCUUGGCAACUUUCAACAUUCUAGAAAUUAUUUUAUACCCUUCUCCAGAUAUAUGCCUCAUUACAAUUCUAACUCGGAGCUCUACGGACAGUUCGUUGGACUUCAUGCUAUAGUUUCUUCUCUGACAUGCACUUCUUCUUCUUUGAAAUUGGGUUGGUGGAUUGCAUCCAACUUUUAAAGGUGCAUACUCCGCCACCGUACUGGAGUGUGAGGUCAGUCACGGCCUACCUACAUUCAAUUCUCUUCAUUAGUCCUUUUCCUCUAAGAAAGUCUCCCCUUUCAACCCACCACUACACGAACAAAACCCCAACCCCGUCCAACCUCUCUAACCCUUUCCCACAAUCUCUCGCUAUCUACGUCAUACAGUUCACAAAAUAUCAACACAUGCCCCACCGUUUCCUCCACUAAACUCUCAUCACACAGACCUGUUUCAUGUCUCUCUAUCAUCCACAACGUGACAUUCAAACCUGUGCGCCCAAACCGUAGUCUACUCCACACAAAUAACUCUGUCCUACAUCCCGUACUCCCCACCUCUUCCUUUACUGACCGAUGCAUGCAAUACAAUUGCCUCCCCUUACUACUAGCAUCCCACUUCCAUUGCCAAAGAUUGAGCCCUUUUGCCCAGAUCAAGGACUUGACUUCCCUGCGGCCCAGCAGGACCUGAAUAUCUACCCCCUCUCUCCUCACUACCCUCUUAGCCACCACAUCAGCCUUUUCAUUACCCUCCACAUCCACAUAGGCGGGAACCCAGUAAAAGCUUACCACCACUCCAAUUCUCUCCAAUCCCAAUAACAGCACCAUCAUCACCACAAACAAGUCUCCCCUAUCUGACCUGGACUACUCUAUCCGACUACUCAACACUGCAGCCGAAUCAGAGCAGAUCCCCACUGAGUGGUUGCAACUCCUCCACCCAUCUCAAACCUAUAAUCAUGGACAUCAACUCGGCCGCAUACACUGACACAAUCAGUUAACCGCUUACAUACUCUGCACUGUAUAUCCCAAAUUUCAAUGUUAAUCGGAAAGUGUUCAGGCCCUUCAGACCCCUUCGCUUUUUCCACAAUUUGUUACGUUACAGCCUUAUUUUAAAAUAUGGAGAGACUCAAGGCUGUAAUCGCAGCCUAAGGUGCUUCAACAAAGUAUGGAGUAAAGGGUCUGAAUACUUAUGUAAAUGUGAUAUUUAAUUUGCAAAAAUGUUUGCUUUGUCAAUAUGGAGUAUUGUGUGUUGAUUGAUGAAGAAAAUAAUUAAUUUAAUACAUUUUAGAAUAAGGCUGUAACGUAACAAAAUGUGAAAAAAAGGGAAGGGGUCUGAAUACUUUCCAAAUGCACUGUACACCCCUGCUCCCACCUUACCGCUGACUGGAUUAUUUUCCUUUGAAGCAUCUGUAUAUAUCCUGAAAAACAAAUAAAACCGGUUAUCCUGACAUGCACUGUCAACUGUGGGACAUGAUAUAGACACGUGUGUUUCUUUCUAAAUCAUUCCCAACAAUUGAAUUGGCCACAUGUGGACUCCAAUCAAGUUGUAGUGACGUCUCAAGGAUGAUCAAUGGAAAUUGGAUGCACCUGAGCUAAAUGUUUAGUGUCAUAGCAAAAGGGUGUGAAUACUUAUGUAAAUUAGAUAUUUCUGUAUUUAAUUUUCAAUACAAUUGUUAAAAUAUCUAAACAUGUUUUCACUUUGUCUUUAUGGGUUAUUGUGUGUAGAAAAAAUACAUAUUUAAUCAAUUUUCAAUUCAGGCUGUAACACAACAAAUGUGGAAUAAGUCAAGGGGUAUGAAUACUUUCUGAAGGCACUGUAUAUGAUGUUCAGAAAAUGCCUAUUUCAUUACUUCCAUUCAACUACUUAAUUUUUUCCCCAAGACACUUUUAAUGAGUAAAUGCAGUUUAUCAAGUUUAUGCGGAUUUUUUUUGUUGAGACGUGUGUGGUUUUCACAUGGUGUAUUUAAAACUUGUUUGUUUAAUAAACACAAAAUGGGACUUUUCA
Molecule: messenger RNA, 5861 nt
Organism: Salvelinus fontinalis (brook trout)
Lineage: Eukaryota; Metazoa; Chordata; Actinopteri; Salmoniformes; Salmonidae
Product: zinc finger protein 37-like
Exons: 3
Coding region: 215-1930 (571 amino acids)
Biological process (GO): regulation of transcription by RNA polymerase II
Molecular function (GO): DNA-binding transcription factor activity; RNA polymerase II cis-regulatory region sequence-specific DNA binding
Source: RefSeq, a predicted model, not a curated record